Molecule: messenger RNA, 1567 nt
Organism: Oncorhynchus gorbuscha (pink salmon)
Lineage: Eukaryota; Metazoa; Chordata; Actinopteri; Salmoniformes; Salmonidae
Product: transmembrane immune signaling adaptor TYROBP
Exons: 5
Coding region: 212-556 (114 amino acids)
Biological process (GO): neutrophil activation involved in immune response; negative regulation of transforming growth factor beta1 production; positive regulation of natural killer cell activation
Cellular component (GO): cell surface
Molecular function (GO): signaling receptor binding
Source: RefSeq, a predicted model, not a curated record
AGGCUGCUCCCCCUUUGCUCUCUCACACACGGACACACAGUUACAGGACACACAGACCACUGUCUCUAGCACUCCUAAGGUUUACAUAUUACCUUGUCUGUUUUGCUAGCUCUACCACAGAGUCAUUGGGGACAGAUUACCUUGGACAAAGCACCAGGGACCCGGAGCCUUAGACCUCUCCUCUAGUCUCCUUAGUAGGACCAGGCUGAAAAUGGGCAAGGCCCUCUGUAUCGUGGCUCCCCUGAAAGGAUUAUUUGGUCCUGCCGAAGGAGAACAAGACUGUGGCCACUGCUAUCAGAUAGAUAUGGGGGCAGUGGUGGGAAUCAUUGCCUGUGACAUCAUCCUGACCCUCCUCAUCGCUCUCGCCGUGUUCUGUUUUGCUACCAUUCGGAAGAAGAGGAGUCAACAGGAAUCCAGACCGGAGGGUGAGGAGGGAAAAGGGAAAACAAUCACAGCAUCAAAAAGGAAGACAGUAGAAAUCACAGAGUCUCCCUACCAGGAGCUGCAUGGAUUUCAGUCAGACGUGUACAGUGAUCUCCAACAGUUUCAGAAAUGAGACUACUUUUUUGGACAGACUGCAUGUAUCUUGCUGCCUGGUGCUUAAAUCUGACAAGGACUGAACUUCGCACAUCUGGGAUUUAUAUUUAUACUCAUCUCCUUACUGUUAUCUUUCAACUUUUGUGUGUCUGUCUAAUUGUAAAAUUAAUAGAAUAGCAUUUGACACAUUCAAGAGAUAUUGUAUAUAUUUGACAUAAAUAGACAUGUUAAUGUUUGUUUAAUAGGCUACCUUUUAUAGUGUUGUUUUCUAUGAUUUACAUGCAAUUGUUGUUUCAUUAUAUAUCUGUUUUAUUUGACUUAAUUAAGUCAUUUUUGUAUAUUAAUGGGGUUAUUUUAUUCUAUGUUUCAUAAGUACAUCAUUUGUAUAUCGCCAGAAACAGUUCAUGGAAGCCCCAUUAAUAUUGCCCUCAGGAUGUUGGUGGCACCUUAAUUGGGGAGGACUGGAAUGGUAUCAAACACCAUUUUCUAUGUGUUUGAUGACAUUCCAUUCGCUCCUUUCCAGCCAUCAUUAUGAGCCGUCCUCCCCUCAGCAGCCUCCACUUAUAUUGUCUAUUAUUAAUAUUAGUCCCAUGAUCUGAAAAACUAUUAGUCAACUGGGAUGAAAAACUUCCCAGAGAUAUUUUAAAUUUAGUUUCUGUCUGCUCCCUGUUAGUCAUAAACUGGAGUCCCUUACUCACUAUCAACACCAGGGUUGUGGUUAAUUCAUAAUAAUGUGGGGGAGGGGGAGUCUCUACAUCCUCUUUGAAAAUCAUAAGAAAUGAAUAUUAAUAUUAAUAAUUGCCUAUGCUUGGAAUGUGUUAGACUGGCUGAUCUGUGGACUUAGGUGUUAGGUGUCAACCAUAAUAGGAUGUAUUUCUCAAAAAAUGUAAAAUAUUUGUUUUUUUAAGAUUUAGGAGCUCAGUGCUGUUUAUUGUAUUGGUUAGGUGGUUACAUAUCAAAUACAUUGUUCAAUGUUUUUAUUCACAACUAAAUGAUGUCUACAUACCUAAAAUAAACAUUAACAAAACAU